AUGCCACUAGAUACAAAGCCGCCAAUCAUUCCAGACCUUGCGUCCACGCAGCCUCAGGCUGCUAAGGGGGACAAGAAAUGGGUUAGGCGAGUGUUGCACCCGGGCGCACUCUUAUUGAUCUUCGCUAUCUGGGGAAUUCUACACUAUUCUCGGGGGUCUUUCACAUUCGAGAAUCUUAAACAUGGGUCUCCUUCCUCGCCAAAAGAAGAUGAUGAGUUCAAGUGGGAGAGCAUUAAUCCCGCCAAAAGCCUUGUUUAUCACCCCUGUUUUGGGGAGCACCAAUGUGCCCGUCUUGAGGUUCCAAUGAACUACAAUCGCACAGAUGGUCAGGGUGCUACAGUUGCAGUGGCUAUUAUUCGACGCCCGGCUAAAGUCCCGGUUACUGAUUUGCGAUAUGGUGGGCCUGUUAUCUUGAAUCCCGGUGGGCCUGGUGGGUCUGGGGUUCAAAUGGUCCUUGCUAGUGGGGAGAAAAUACAAAAUAUUGUGGAUUUCGAGGAGCUGCCUGGGGAAUAUUCAGCUUUGAAUUCAGAAGAUGCAAAAUAUUUCGAUAUUCUAAGCUUUGAUCCCCGAGGUAUGAAUAAUACUACUCCUGCCUUCUCUUGCUUUAAGAGCUCUGAAGAACGCAAUGUCUGGCUGUUACAUACGGAGGCUGAGGGGAACAUUGGCAGUUCAGAUAUUGCUUUUGAUACUCUCUGGGCACGAGGCCAGGCGUUCAGUCAGACAUGCAAUAACCCUGGUUCCGACAUCCUAAACGGCUCGGAGUGGAUUGGGAAUUUCAUGAACACACCUACAGUCGUGGCGGAUAUGGUACAAAUCAUUGAGCGACAUGGUGAAUGGAGAGAGAAGGAAACAAACAGACUUUCGAAGCACGGGUGUCGCUUUAGUAUGCUUGGAACUGAUUCGAUGGCUGGAAUGAAAGAAGUUGAAUUAAAGAAUCGCUGGAAGCGCGACGAAGAGAAGAUCUUGUACUGGGGAUUCUCCUAUGGUAGUGUCUUGGGGACUACAUUUGCGGCCUUGCAGCCACAUCGAAUUCAACGACUCAUCGUUGAUGGCGUGGUUGAUGUCUAUGACUUCUAUGAGGGCACCUGGCUCGCAAACCUUCAAGACGCGGAUGCUGCGCUCGGCAAGUUCUUUGAAUAUUGUCAUGAAGCUGGCCCAAGUAACUGUUCCUUCGCCUCGAGCGACUUGAAAGAUAUUCAGGGCCGAUUUAAAGACGUAUUGGAAGGUCUUAAGAUGGAUCCUGUUGCUGUCCCUGCUUCCAAGACCAGAGGAGCUGAGAUCGUCACCUAUAGUGAUGUCAAUAAGAUGAUUAUGAUGGCCCUUUACAAACCAGUGCUACUUUUUCCCCUUGUUGCACAGGUGUUCACUGAUCUUUCGCAGGGAAAUGGCUCUUCCUUUGCGGACUAUAAAUAUGAGCAGCGGAAUGAAAUGAAGGCUUGUAACCACAUGAUCGAGGCCCAAGCUAGCGUCAUUUGUUCGGACGGAUACAAAUUAUUGGGAAUGACGAAAGCUCAGUACAGAAACCAUACUCAGAUUAUGCAAGGGCAAAGCCAAAUUCUUGGAGAGGAAUGGCCGGCUCUUGGUAUGGCAUGUCCUGGUUGGACCACAAGGCCCGCGUGGUCUUUCAAUGGGUCUUUUGUUCAAAACACAUCUCAUCCUUUACUCUUCAUUGGGAACUCAUAUGACCCGGUGACUCCUAUUAGAAACACUUAUAAAAUGUCCCGUGGGUUCUCGGGCGCUGAAGUUUUACAUCAAAACUCCGUCGGCCACUGCUCAAUCUCUACCGCUUCCAACUGCACCGCGGGAGUAGUCCGAAAGUAUUUUCAGAUUGGUGAGCUUCCGACUUCUGGCACAGUCUGUGAGGUCAACGAGCGGCCCUUUCAGCUUCCCGGGCUUGUAGCGGCUUGA
Penicillium angulare is the source of this 1908-nucleotide messenger RNA. RefSeq lists its product as uncharacterized. NCBI's taxonomy places the organism in Eukaryota, Fungi, Ascomycota, Eurotiomycetes, Eurotiales, Aspergillaceae. The transcript is spliced from 5 exons. Bases 1 to 1908 code for a protein of 635 amino acids. The record is from RefSeq and is a predicted model, not a curated record.